Molecule: messenger RNA, 1161 nt
Organism: Peronospora matthiolae
Lineage: Eukaryota; Oomycota; Peronosporomycetes; Peronosporales; Peronosporaceae
Source: the annotation of a GenBank genome assembly
AUGGCAGGCAGCUGUGUUCCAGUGAGCGAACACCCACACUGUCACAUUGUAUGCGCGUGUCCAUUUUGGGAAUCUCUCGACAGUUCUGGCUGGCCGGCACUGUCUCGUUUCGCCCUUGUCCUCCCUCAGUCGAAAAGACGCAACAGAGCAGCAAAGGAACAGCCGGCUGGCUGGAUAUCACCCUCCAAGCACUUUACUAAAAUGCAGCGGGGGGACGAUGGGGCUAGCACUUACACGCGAGACGAGCAGUGUAGCUCUUCGGAUGAUGCGCAGCAGGGAGAUGCUCUUCACACCGAUCGGUCCACUUCCGAACUGUCCAGGAAGCAACACCGUGAAAACGAGCAAGUCACCGGAGCAACUAAUGCGCCGUUCAGGAGGAGCGACGGAAGGGACUGGAGUGCUCGAAUUUGUGCGUCAAUUGCCCGCUUGAUGGAGAUUGAUGGCAUCAGUAUGGACUCAAAGGGAAGUACGAAUCGAGAAGAGAAGACAAAAGCGAAGGCUGCAGAACAAGCCUUUAAUGAACGGGUUGACCGAUUGGAGGCAGCGACUACGGCUGCCCAUAAGAAGCACUGGGACAGGUUACAGGACAUGUACUCGGCCUCCACCGCAAAGAAAAUGAGGUUGACGUCGGCAAAACCAUCGCGUACGACCAUGGCAGUGCAGACUCGAUACGAUAACGAAGCACUAGCCGCAUUGGCCAUGGCCGCUGCUCCUCAGACACAACUCGCGAAGGAACAAGACACUUGUUCAGAAGAUGCCACGACGAAGAUGCGACAAUUCGAGCGACUCGAACAUUUACUGGACAAUUCCAUGGCUCUGGGCGAUGUUCCAGGUGAUACAGCAGGCAGCAGACGUAAACCAGUGCAAGUGCACGACCCGGGUCUGACCCAGGCAGUCGGCAAACUCACGGACAAGUUGAUGCAGCUCCUCGUUCAGCAUCAACUCGCGUCCGAUGCGGCAGCUGCUGAGCCUAUACUCGCUGCUGCAGCAGCUAUCGCUUUGGAGGCGACUGAGAUGCAGCGCCGUGAGAAAGUGGCGUUGGAACGCAUGACGGAGAUUGAAGAACAUCGCCUGGAGAUUAUGCAGGGACUUGUGGAAUACGAGAAACGCAAGGAAAAGCGAGAAAAACGACGAGGUCGAAAGCGUAGGGCGUCGGACUAG